Messenger RNA from Leguminivora glycinivorella, 3196 nucleotides. RefSeq lists its product as uncharacterized. The record is from RefSeq and is a predicted model, not a curated record. Gene Ontology annotation, molecular function: phosphatidylinositol bisphosphate binding. NCBI's taxonomy places the organism in Eukaryota, Metazoa, Arthropoda, Insecta, Lepidoptera, Tortricidae. Gene Ontology annotation, cellular component: membrane.
AUUCGAAACAGCGCGGCCACGCGCCACGAUUCGAAAAAAAAAACUGUUCCAAAUUCAAACCUAUCUUUUUAAAAGUGUUCGAAAACCACAAACACGUUGCGUUCAAGUGCCAGUGUGUUCAUCGUAGAGACUUUGGCGUGUGACUUGAUAUUUCAUUUUAAAGGUCCGGAAGCCAAGAUGACUCUAGAACAGCCAGCCGGUGAGAUGUGGCAGAAGAUCCGCGAGGAGUUAAACGAGAAAGCGGAUACUAAGGAUGCUGACCUCGCCCAUAUUAAGGAGUGGCUGAAGAAGGAACCUCACCUUCCUGAUGAAUUCGAUGACCAGCGCAUCAUGACCUUCCUUCGCGGCUGCAAGUUUUCCCUGGAAAAGACCAAGCGUAAACUGGACAUGUACUUCACCAUGCGUGCGGCCGUGCCCGAGUUCUUUACCGACCGCGAUGUCACCCGCCCUGAGCUUCAGGAGAUCCUCAAUAUUGUGCAAAUGCCGCCUCUGCCUGGACUUACUCCUGAGGGUCGCCGAGUCAUCUUAAUGAGAGGAAUGGACAAAGACAUCCCAACCCCGAACGUGGCAGACGCCUUCAAGCUGGCACUCAUGCUGGGAGACGUGAGGCUGAACGAAGAGAAAGAGGGAGUGGCUGGAGACGUGUACAUUCUAGACGCUUCUGUGGCCACGCCCACGCACUUCGCCAAGUUCACGCCGACGCUGGUGAAGAAAUUCCUCGUGUGUGUACAGGAAGCCUACCCAGUCAAGCUGAAGGCGGUACAUGUGAUCAACGUGUCGCCACUGGUGGACAAAAUCGUCAACUUCGUCAAACCUUUCAUCAAGGAAAAGAUCAGAGACAGGAUUCAUCUCCACUCUGAUGUCAAUGAACUCUACAAGCGUCCCCAAGAAAUGCUUCCCACAGAAUACGGCGGCAACUGCGGCUCCAUGACUGAUCUGCAUAAUUCAUGGGUGAAGAAAUUGGAAGAGUACAAAGACUGGUUCGCUGAGCACGAAAACAUCAAAGCGGACGAAUCUCUCAGACCUGGCAAACCUACCAACUACGAUGAGCUCUUUGGCAUCGACGGCUCCUUCCGUCAACUCGUCAUCGACUUAAACACUGCCAUAGUUCAUUUGGCCCGAUCAGUUGCCCAACAAGAGUUUAGCGCGCUCGCCAGUUUACUCAGUGUGACUCGACCGACGGAGCCGGGCGCACGUCUCAAUUCCUCACGAAAUCAAACUUUCGCAACUUUUCACCUUUUAAGUGCAAGGACGACCGGUCAAAAAAUGACGGCAGCCACCUUAGUCCAGCCCACGGGUGAGCUGUGGAAGAAGACCCGAAUCGAGCUGAAUGAAGACCAGAACACGAAGGACCGCGACCUUGACAUCAUUAAGGAGUGGCUGAGGAAACAGCCGCAUUUGCCGGAUGAGUUUGAUGAGCAAUGCCUCCGUAACUUCCUUCGUGGCUGCUCCUACUCGUUAGAGAAGACCAAGCGUAAGCUGGACAUGUACUUCACAAUGCGGGCCGCUUGUCCCGAGUACUUCUGCAAUCGGGACAUGAGCCGGCCGGAGUUGGCGGACCUGGCUAACAGAGCUCAAGGACCACCGCUGCCAGGUCUGACCCCUAAUGGUCGUCGUGUCACUAUUUGCAGAGGAAUAGACAAGAACGUUGAUACUCACCAGCUGAUCGAUGCGUUCAAGAUGGCAAUGAUGGUUGGUGAUGUGCGACUGAAAGAGGAGAUAGAGGGAGUGGGAGGGGAUGUCUACAUUCUAGACGCUUCUGUUGUGGCUCCCAGCCAUUUGGCCAAGAUUUCACCCACCGCUGUCAAGAAGUUUUUGAUUUGCGUGCAGGAAGCCUACCCCGUAAAGCUGAAAGAGGUGCACGUCGUGAACGCUUCGCCUCUCAUCGACAAAAUCAUCAACUUCGUGAAGCCUUUCCUUAAGGAGAAGAUCAGAAAACGGAUCUUCUGCCACACUGACAUAUCGACUUUGUACGAGCACGUCCCCCAGGAAAUGCUUCCGGAAGAAUAUGGUGGCAAUGGAGGAUCCUUGGCUGAUAUUAACAAAGCCUGGCACGCGAAGCUGAUCGAAUACACCGCCUGGUUCAAAGCCCAGGAGUCAGUGAAAGCCAACGAAGCGCUCCGGCCCGGUCGGCCCACCAACUAUGAUGAGCUAUUCGGCAUCGAUGGCUCCUUUAGACAGCUCUCUAUAGACUAGAAGUCGUUUGGAUGCAGUUUAGAGUAAAGAUAAUAUGUAAAGUAGAAGUAAGAUUCUCCCACGUGACGGCUUAAAGUUAGAUAUCGUUGUUGUCGUCGAUAUAUCGGCGUCCAAUCGUAAAAUUGGGCAGAUUCACACACAUUACAUACGUGAAUGUUUAUGUCUCGAAACCCCGCAAUGUGGGGCUCAUAUUCCUUCGGGCGUCUGAAGCAAUCGAAAUAAUCUAAACAUUUUCUUAUUGGCUUAAUAAUGUGAAUAAUUAAUUAGUAACUAACUAUUUUGGCUCAGUGAUCCAAAGUGAAUCUUGGUCUCCGAAACGAGAGAUCGCCACCUGUCCCGAUCCUGCGCAGCCUCUUGCCAGUGACUGACUUGAAGCCCACGCAGAUCCGCCACCACACUGUCCUCCCAGCGAUACCUGGGAUAAUAAUACAACGAAAAAUACCUCACAACGAUUUGCCUGAUCUUACGAACGGUUGUCGACAAACAGGUUGAAUUAUACAAUUUAAUAAUGAGAAACACGUAAAAAGCGUAAAAAGUUUGUCACUAGUAAUUUUGCAGAUUUUUAUGAUAUUUCUUCAUUAAGUGUAAAGAUAAUGAAAAGCAAAUAUAAAAAAAAGUUUUUUACAUUGAGACGAUUUUUUUACAGUUUUAUAAAUUUCAAUUGUAUUAGUAGGACAGGGAAUAUUAUUAAACAUAAUAGUUCCUUGCUUUGAAAUGUAAAUUUAGAUGCCUAAUAUAUUUAUGUAGUUUUUGUACUCAGUUGGUUUACGUACCUUGGCUUGGGCAAAUUACGUGCCUAAAUGCGAUAAUUUUUCUUUUUUAUUUCGUGAUAUUAAUUUUAUAAGUACUAUAAUAAUUCUACAUGUCUCUAUUACCUUGGUUUACGUAUAUUGCGUUUGUUCAGGUGGGUAAAUAAGGUUAUCAUUAGUUAUAUUCUCAUUUCUAUUUAAGUUUAUAUACUUACUUUCAAUUUUAUAAUACAUUUCGGUAAGCUACAAAA